AUGUACCAUAUAAAUAUACAAAUUGUUAAAGAAGAUGGAAUCAGAGAAACACAAUAUUCUCCACAGAUACAGAGCGCAACAAAGUUAAGCCAGCACGCCGGCCAGAAAUACAAGAAACCCAACUCGAAAUACGGCAAGAAGCGCGGUAUCACGCACCGGAGCGGGGAGGCCGGGAGAGGGGCGUGGCUCCUCGGGGUCUCCCGGCUCCAGGGGGCCUCCGGACCCCGGAGAGGAACGGGCGGAGGGGGAAAGAAAUGUCGCCGAGUCGGGUGGAGGAGGGGGACGAAAAAGAGGAGCGAAGGACAUGGACGGCUCAGCUUUAGCCGCCUCCUCGUGUGCCUUGCUCGGGGACGCGUAGCUCCACGUUUCCUCCGCAGGUUCCACGCCUGGUGUGCUUUCCUGGGGGCGCGUAGCGUAGUGUGUCGGCACCGCCCGUGGAAGGUGGAACGAACCUUGUGCGGUCCGUCCGUCGGGCAUGGCCUGUUGGACGCCCAUACAGUGAGAGGAGAGGAGGACGGGCGCCUGAGCCCAGCCCAAGCGAGCGCAGGAGAAAUCCCCGAAUCGCAUCGCCUCCUCGUCCCCGCGGCGGACCGAAUCCUCCUCUGCUGCCGCCGGAGAUCAGGAGGAGGAGGAAGGGAGACCAGCGCGCGGCGGAGCUGGGCGCUCACUCAGAAAUGCCCUCCCACCACCGCUCGCUCUCACCCACUCGAGCUCACUCUCUCGUUCCCCUCUCACCCACCCGGCCACCCCUCUCUCGCUCCCCUCCAGAUCCCCGUCGUCGCCGGCCUCUCCUCGCCAUCGUCACCGCUGAGCCACCCCGCUUCCUCUCUUUCUCCGCACCACCGAGCCACCCCGUUUCCUCCCACCGCCAGAAAUCCACCACCCGUAGGUCAAAACCUUGAUUUUUUAGGCGCCGGCGAUGAGCUUCUGGCCGGCGGAGGCGCUGGAUCCGCGUGCUUCGACGCCGGCGACGAAGCGACAUGGAUCCGGGCGGGAUGCUGCUGGAGGACUUCGGGCUGUGGGUGGACCUGGUGCGGCGCAUCCGCGAGGUGCUGGCCAACUACCCGGAGGGCACCACCGCGCUGCGGGACGCCGGGAGCUCAUCCAGAACGCCGACGAUGCCGGGGCCUCGUGCGUCCGCCUCUGCCUCGACCGCCGCGCCCAUGGGUCCCGCUCGCUGCUCGCCCCCGCGCUUGCGCAGUGUACGCCAGCAACGACGCCGCCUUCACCGACGAAGAGUUCGCCAGCAUCCCCCGCAUCGGCGGCCGCAAGAAGUCCUCCCAGGCCUGGAAGACCGGCAGCAAGAUGGGCGCUAGCUACACUCUCUAUCGCUGCUGAGCUCUGCUUCGAGCUGCUGCUCUUUCAAUUUGAGCUGCGCUAGCUAAGCUCUUUCAAUCUGAACCAAUUGUUUUAAAGAAGGGCUAAUGAAAAAAGAUGUGUGAGGGUAUCAGUCAUUCUCAUGCCGGCAUGCUGCACUUUUCAGCUAGCAGAUGCAGAGCGAGUACUGGGCGAGGAGAUGAACCUAGGCGAGCAAAAUUGAGAACUCCGGCUGGAGCAGCUCCUGUCCAGCGGCGAGGACUUCAGCGGCAGCAGCACCUGUGCGUGGGGAGGAACAACACCUGGGCGCGUGCAGGCGGCAGCUCGCCUCCAACAGUGGGCGGCAGCAGAGCACCAGCUCGCCACCACCAGGGGCCGGCAGCAGAGCACCAGCUCGCCUCCACCAGCGGGCGGCAGCAGAGCACCACCUGGGCACGCGCGGGCCAGGAGGGGCCCCUGGGCGUGGGAGAGGAGGAGCGCCUGGGCAGGGGUGGAGGUGGAGGGCGGGGGAGGAGGCGGAGGUGGAAGGCGGGGAUGGAGGCGGAGGUGGAAGACGCCGAGGAAGAAGACGGGCUGAUUCAAAUUUUGAACUGGGGGCAUAAAGGUCCAUUUGCCCAUUUUCACCUGGUCGGAACAUAUUCCCCAGCGACUUACAUUUCGGAACGGAGGGAGUAGUGACUAUCUAUUUCAUAUCUUUAUUAGUCAUAUGUAUCCCCGAUCGUUUGCUCCAUCAGGGAUAACCAUAAAAUAAAGCAGAUGCAUGUUGGUUAUUGAAGAGACCCAGAGGAGCAACUUCUGAAUCUUAAAUAUGCCAAAAGCACAUUCAACAUUUAAAUAAUUGUGUUUACCUUUUGAUUACCACAGGGUGGGUACAGACUGGUCCUUCUGACCCGUGAUGAUAACUCAAGGUUGGGCAGCGGCGGCUGUGGUAGCAAACGGUGGUGGCGGCAGAAGGGGAGAUGAGAAGAAGGCGGCUCCAGGGUGCGACGUGGAGGCACUGCGCAAGUGCCUGGAAGAGAACAAGGGUGAUCGCGUCAAGUGCCAGGCCCACAUCGAUGCCUUCCGAUCCUCAUGUUCUGUCAGCCCCACCACCACCUCCGACCAACGUCCCAGCGUACAAAAGGAGACCUGAAACACUGGUGUUGUUACUGGGGUGGUUUUACAAGAAACCUUGUGGAAUAAUUAGGACUGCGCAAAUGGUCAUGUGAAAGAUAGGAUAAUUAGGAUUUAGACUAGCAGUUUUUUUCUUUUCUUUCUUUGUCACUGCUGUGUAUGGUAUAGUUUUCAAUUCCUUUGCUUUCUACCCCUCCGCUCCGAACAGAGCCUAAAAUGGUUCAGCGACUUUUACUUGCAACUAGUAGUUUAAAUUAUAACACGGGGAGUUGGUUA
Messenger RNA from Triticum aestivum (bread wheat), 2706 nucleotides. RefSeq lists its product as uncharacterized. The record is from RefSeq and is a predicted model, not a curated record. The transcript is spliced from 6 exons. The coding region runs from base 1 to 1338 and encodes 445 amino acids. Lineage: Eukaryota; Viridiplantae; Streptophyta; Magnoliopsida; Poales; Poaceae.